Molecule: messenger RNA, 1998 nt
Organism: Nymphaea colorata (pocket water lily)
Lineage: Eukaryota; Viridiplantae; Streptophyta; Magnoliopsida; Nymphaeales; Nymphaeaceae
Product: polyadenylate-binding protein RBP47-like
Exons: 6
Coding region: 205-1542 (445 amino acids)
Cellular component (GO): cytosol
Molecular function (GO): mRNA binding
Source: RefSeq, a predicted model, not a curated record
AGCCCCCGUUUAGGGUCCCUUUCCUCUCUCCCCCUCCUGGUUUCAUCUGAGAGAGACCAGGUUCGAGAGGCCGCCUCCUCCUUCUCCUCUCCUCUUGCUUGUGCUGCUGCCCUUGCUGCCCCUCUGUUUCUCUCUGUGUCUCUCUCGUUCCCUUUCGCAACAGCUUUCUCUCUGUCUCUUGGCGGCUGAGCAUCAGUUCCGAAGAUGAUGCAGUCGAACCCCGGUGCAGUGGAUCCGCAGCAGCAGCAGCAGCAGCAACAACAGCCGCAACAACAGCAACAACCUCCGCACCCUCAGCAGCAGCAGUGGAUGGCGAUGCAAAUGCAGCACCAGUACCCCGCCGCCAUGAUGAUGCAGCACCAGAUGAUGCCCCAGCAGCCCUACCAGCACUACGCGCAGCAUUACAUGGCCUAUCCCCCUCAGCCUCAGCAGCAGAUGCAGCACCCUCUCCCCCCUCCUCCCCCUCUUCCCCAGCAGCAGCAGCAACAACAACAACAGCAGCAGCAACUGCAGCAGCAGCAGCAGCAGUCCCAAUCUCAAUCCAACGAGGAGAAUAAGACGAUCUGGGUGGGAGAUCUCCAGUACUGGAUGGAUGAAGGUUAUUUAAAUUCCUGCUUUGGCCACACCGGCGAGGUUGUCUCAAUAAAAGUCAUCCGCAACAAACAGACUGGUCAGUCUGAGGGGUAUGGGUUUGUGGAGUUUAUGUCUCGUGCAGCAGCAGAGAAUGUUCUUCACAAUUACAAUGGUACUGCAAUGCCCAACACUGAUCAGCCUUUUCGGUUGAAUUGGGCAUCAUUUAGCAUGGGAGAUAGGCGCUCAGAUGUUGGUUCAGAUCAUUCUAUUUUUGUGGGUGAUUUGGCUGCUGAUGUUACGGAUGCACUAUUGCAAGAGACAUUUGGCAGCCGAUAUCCAUCUGUAAAAGGUGCAAAAGUUGUCAUUGAUGCAAAUACAGGCCGCUCUAAAGGUUACGGCUUUGUUAGGUUUGGUGAUGACAAUGAGAGGUUACGAGCCAUGAAUGAAAUGAAUGGAGUCUACUGUUCCAGUAGGCCUAUGCGCAUUGGUGCUGCAACUCCUCGGAAGUCGUCUGGUUUCCAACAGCAGUAUUCUUCACAAGGUCAGGGUUUUCAAUCUGAUGGUGAUCUGACUAACACAACAAUAUUUGUUGGAGGACUUGACCCAAGCGUCAGUGAUGAAGAUCUGAGGCAGGCAUUUGCUCAAUAUGGGGAGAUUGCAUCUGUUAAAAUACCAGUUGGCAAAGGAUGUGGAUUUGUGCAAUUUGUUAACCGAGCAAAUGCUGAGGAGGCACUUCAAAAAUUGAACGGUACUGUUCUUGGCAAGCAAACAAUUCGCUUAUCUUGGGGUCGUAAUCCUGCAAACAAGUUGCCCAGAUCUGAUGCUGGAAAUCAAUGGGGCGGCUCUUAUUACGGGGCACAAGUUUAUGAUGGUUAUGGAUAUGCUGCUCCACCCCAAGAUCCAGCUAUGUAUGCUGCUGCUGCUUAUGGAGCAUAUCCCGUCUAUGGAAACCAGCAGCAGGUAAGCUGAAGAGUUUUGAAAAGCUGUAGGAUUUCUACUUGUAGGCAGAGACUAGUGUUUACUCGGACAGAGGUAGAUUGUGCUAGUGGUAUAUUGUAUCAUCAAGUCCUUGGUGAAACAAGUGUGGUGUGAAUUCGUUUUAAAAUUUGUGAGAGGAUGACAACUGAAAUGAAAGACUGUGAGGAGGCCAAAAUGGUUUCUUGCAUAGAGGUCUGCCGCGCUGAUUAGAGAACGAGCACUUGUGUGCUUGUUGCUGCUUGCUUUCUGCAGCAUGCAUUAUGUAAUUGCGUUUGGUGCUUCAAUGAUUGCAUGCUUCUUCCCACCUAGUAAUUAGUUUAGCCUCCGCCCUCCAGGACUCCUGCUCAAGACAGAUUUUCCAUGUGAACUGAUGAACUUAUCGGUGAACAUAUAUCUUUUAGUUCUUUUAUUGACAUUAUUCAAUUCUAUGGAUUAAUUUAUAAGUCA